GAAAAUAAAUAAUAUAUGGAGAGUGAACGACACAGAGAGGCAGUGCCAUUGGCGCGUUAUGAAGUCUCGCGAGACCCGGGCGAACACCGGACGAGAACGAGAUCAAGUCGCAGACGAAGGAAGGCAAGAAAAGAAGCAGAUCUGAACAAAUUAAUAAAACCUAUUAAAAUGUCCGGGCGAUCCGUGCGGGCAGAGACUCGCAGCCGUGCAAAAGAUGAUAUCAAAAAAGUAAUGGCGGCAAUUGAAAGAGUCCGGCGGUGGGAAAAAAAGUGGGUUACAGUGGGAGACACAUCUCUUCGGAUAUUCAAAUGGGUGCCUGUUACAGAGACCAAACAGAUAUAUAAGCCCAAAGGGCCAGGUACUGCAGUGAGGGAAUUAAAGGGUUUUCCGACAGAUGUAGUAUUGGAAAAUGCUCGUUCAGUGCUACUUGAUUUUCAAGAUGACAACAGUAACCAGAGUUUCCUUUCGGAUGCCUAUCAGUCUAAUACAAAAGUGGACAGCAGUAGCAACUCCAGUCCUCAGCAUGUCAGUGAGGCAGUGAGCCCGUCCCAUGCACCUUAUUUCCGCACGGAGGAUUCUCAACCCCCCACCCUGGGACAGGAGAGCAUGGAAGCUGAGAGAGAGCCGUCAUCGACCAGCAGUGAGGUCACAGAUGAGCCCCCAACUCUAAUUAAAGAAGAUGUGUUAUCUCUGUCUGCUCAGGAGGAAGAGGAGGUGGUUGGAGCCCCACUGCUUAAAAGAGUCUGCACUGAACAAAACUCAAGUCUGAGUUAGCACCACGAGCUAGACAACACAGGUCAAAAGUUCAAUGAAAUUUUCAGCCAAGACAAAACACAUUGAGAGACUUUUUUUUUUGACCUGUCAAACUCCUGAGAGUUGCAUUCAUUUGAUCAACAAAUAAGCUUUUAAGUAUAGCUGUCCAUAAAUUUCAAUAUUCUUUAAAAUAAUAUACAAACACACCUGGAGUCACAAGUUCGAAUCCAGGGCGUGCUGAGUGACUCCAGCCAGGUCUCCUAAGCAACCAAUUGGACCGGUUGCUAGGGAGGGUAGAGUCACGUUGGGUUAACCUCCUCGUGGUCGCCAUAAUGUGGUUCUCGCUCUCGGUGGGGCGUGUGGUGAGUUGUGCAUUGAUGCCGUGGAGAAUAGCGUGAAGCCUCCACACGCGCUAUGUCUCCCCAGUAAUGUGCUCGACAAGCCACUUGAUAAGAUGCGUGGAUUGACAGUCUCAGACGCGGAGGCAACUGAGAUUCGUCCUCUGCCACCCGGAUUGAGGCGAGUCACUACACCACUACGAGGACCUAGAGUGCAUUGGGAAUUGGGCAUUCCAAAUUGGGAAGAAAAUAAAAAAAAUGAAUAAAUAAUAAUAAUAUACAAAGAUAUGCUUUACUAAGCAAAUCUACAUUUCUACAUAAGAUCAUGCAUUAGCCCCAACAAGGUACCAAAUAGUUGGUCCAACUUAUUCAAACUUUAUAGACUUAAAACAGUAAAACGUUUCAGAAAAAAGUUUCCAUUUCACAAAGCUUCACAAUGUUUCUACAAAAAAUCCACUGAAUGGACAAUCCUACGCAGUUAUUUUGUAAAAAAAAAAUAAACACGUUUUCUACUAGUUGGGCCAAUAUAUAAUAAUAUACAAUCCAACAUCCUGAUGAAAAUAUUACAUAAAAAUAUUUACAUACAAUUAAAGAAUAGUUGACCCAAAAAUGAAAAUUCUCUCAUCAUUUACUCACCCUCAUGCCAUCCCAGAUGUGUAUGACUUUCUUUCUUCUGCAGAACACAAAUUAAGAUUUUUAGAAGAAUAUUUCAGCUCUUUAGGUCCAUACAAUGCAAAUGAAUGGUGACCAGAACUUUCUAGCUCCAAAAAUGACAUAAAGGAAACAUAAAAGUAAUCCAUAAAACUCCAGUGGAUAAAUCCAUAUCUUCAGAGGCAAUAUAAUAAGUGUGGGUGAGAAACAGAUCAAUAUUUAUGUACUUUUUACGCUAAAUCUCCACUUUAAUUUUCACUUUCAGAUGUAAAAGUGAAAGUGGAGAUUUAGAGUUAAAAAAGGACAUUAUAUACAUUAAAUAUUAAAUAAGAAAAUAUUCCUUGUCAAAGAAUUGGAGGGUGGGGGAUUAUUCUGCCACAAAUGGACUGAGCAUAAGUGAUCAAACUAAGCAUGCUCAAAAGCCUGUACGUUCUGCCUUCACCACCAAACUUGACAUUGUAUGUGCUCACUGUUACAAUGUUAAGUUUCUCUGACUUAAAUGGCAUAAAAGUUGACUUUCUUAAUCGUUUUAAGUAUUUCUCCACUUUUUCUACAUAAAAUAGUUCAAACAACUUUAAAAUUGAGUUUAUCUGACAAAAUUGAAGUUGGAUUUUUUUUUUACAGUGUUGUUCUUUUCUUUAUUUGUCUGUUGCUUUUCAUUGUGCUGCAUCCAAUCACUGAACUGUGCAUUAAAUGAAUGCUUAUCUUUAAUAUAUUGUAAGGUCAUCUGAAGUCUGUAUUUUAAAUAUGAAGGUUUCCACAUUCAAUCAUAUUUGAAGUAUUUUCAAAUAAAAACUCAUAAGAUUUU
Molecule: messenger RNA, 2550 nt
Organism: Myxocyprinus asiaticus (Chinese sucker)
Lineage: Eukaryota; Metazoa; Chordata; Actinopteri; Cypriniformes; Catostomidae
Product: B-cell CLL/lymphoma 7 protein family member B-B-like
Exons: 6
Coding region: 16-774 (252 amino acids)
Source: RefSeq, a predicted model, not a curated record